GGUGAGUCCGGAACAGAUAAAACCACCACGGGCUUCGUUCCUCCUCAGUUCAUUGCCAUCCGUUCACCUUCCACUUCUUUUGGCGUCUUAUUUCUUAGCUGAAUGAUUUGUUCGCCAUGGUCUCGCUGCAAGUCUCUAUUCUUUCUCCAAAUUCCGGAUUCUCUUUUGGUAAUCUUUACGGCCAAGGAUACCGACUCGAUCUAGGUUCACUAAAGCACGCCAUAAAUUGCUCGCUCCCAACAAGAAAGACUGGAUCUUUGCAUAGAUAUGGGCGCUUCAUCGAGUAUCCUCGGCAGGUGUUUCCAUAUCCAGGAGGUAAUUUGAAAGAUUUGAUUUUGGUGGGUAGAGGGAGGAAGGGGAGCUUGGUUGUAGUCGGAGCCAACCAGGGAUUUGGUUUCAAUGGUGGUGGUGGAGGAGAUUGGGACAAGGGUAUCACCACGAGGGUGCUGGGUAAUCUGGCUUUGGCUUUCGGGCUGACAUACCUCACCAUGACCGGGCAACUUGGCUGGAUCUUGGAUACUAUCGUUUCCAUCUGGCUCCUUGCAGUAUUGUUACCUAUUGUGGGGUUUGGCGCUUUCUUCUGGUUUGCUGGACGAGACAUAGUUCAAAGUGGUUGUCCCAACUGUGGAAAGGAAUUCCAGAUUUUGAAGUCAGCUAUGAAGGAUGGUCCACAACUGUGCCCUUUCUGCAGUCAACCUUUCUCUGUACAGGGCAACAUGUUUGUAAGAGAAUCAGCUAGGUUUUCAUCUGAACGCUCCACAAAUUACGGACAAGCCUUCAAUGGAUUCUCAUCUCGAGUUGAGAAAGGAAAGGCCUCUUCUGCUGCAGUUGUUGACAUUGAAGCCGAAGUGAAGGACAUAGAUUGAUUUCUUU
This is a messenger RNA of Musa acuminata subsp. malaccensis (wild Malaysian banana), 873 nucleotides long. RefSeq lists its product as uncharacterized. NCBI's taxonomy places the organism in Eukaryota, Viridiplantae, Streptophyta, Magnoliopsida, Zingiberales, Musaceae. The record is from RefSeq and is a predicted model, not a curated record.